Hemicordylus capensis (graceful crag lizard) is the source of this 4969-nucleotide messenger RNA. RefSeq names its product ETS variant transcription factor 1 (gene ETV1). Gene Ontology annotation, molecular function: DNA-binding transcription factor activity, RNA polymerase II-specific; sequence-specific DNA binding. NCBI's taxonomy places the organism in Eukaryota, Metazoa, Chordata, Lepidosauria, Squamata, Cordylidae. The transcript has 13 exons. Bases 252 to 1685 code for a protein of 477 amino acids. Gene Ontology annotation, biological process: cell differentiation; regulation of transcription by RNA polymerase II. Gene Ontology annotation, cellular component: nucleus. The record is from RefSeq and is a predicted model, not a curated record.
GCCCCUGGAGGAGAAGUAGAGGAAAAACCACCGAAACGAGCACUGUCAGUGGCGCUUUUCGCUUCCAAGGGGGAAGUGCUGGGAAAUAAUUAAUGUUUUUAUUAAAUUUGGAGGGACUUUUUGUGUGUGUGCGCGCAGCCGAUCGUCUUGCGGUACCUUCAGGUUGGUUGGAAGCAACAUCUGGAGGAAAUCUUUUAAGUCCAAUGUCCAGAAAAUAAUACAAAUAAAAAUACUCGGCUAAAGUCUGCAAAAUGGAUGGAUUUUAUGACCAGCAAGUGCCUUACAUGGUCACCAAUAAUCCCUGUGGGAGAAACUGUAAUGAGCGACCAACAAAUGUCAGGAAAAGAAAAUUCAUUAACAGAGAUCUGGCUCAUGACUCAGAAGAACUGUUUCAAGAUCUGAGCCAAUUACAGGAGACAUGGCUUGCAGAAGCUCAGGUACCUGACAAUGAUGAACAGUUUGUGCCAGACUACCAGGCUGAGAGUUUGGCUUUUCAUGGUCUCCCAGUGAAAAUCAAGAAAGAACCUCACAGUCCAUGUUCUGAACUCAGCUCUGCUUGUAGUCAAGAGCAACCAUUCAAAUUCAGUUAUGGGGAAAAGUGCCUGUACAAUGUCAGUGCCUAUGAUCAGAAGCCACAAGUGGGAAUGAGGCCCUCCAACCCACCAACACCAUCAAGCACUCCAGUUUCGCCAUUGCAUCAUGCAUCCCCAAACUCGGCUCAGAAUCCUAAACCUGACCGGGUUUUUCCUGCUCAUCUGCCUCCAUCCCAGCCCAUCCCAGAUAACAGCUUCUCUAUGGACCACAGAUUUCGCCGUCAGCUCUCGGAACCUUGCAAUUCAUUCCCUCCUUUGCCUGCAAUGCCAAGAGAAGGACGUCCAAUAUACCAACGACAGAUGUCUGAGCCAAACAUCCCUUUCCCGCCUCAGGGGUUUAAACAGGAGUACCAUGAUCCAGUGUAUGAACACAGUGCUAUGGUCGGCAGUUCUGGCAAUCAAAACUUUCCCCCUCCUCUGAUGAUUAAACAGGAACCUAGGGAUUUUGCAUAUGAUUCAGAAGUGCCUAGCUGCCAUUCCAUUUACAUGAGGCAAGAAGGCUUCCUGGCUCACCAAAACAGAACAGAAGGCUGUAUGUAUGAAAAGGGACCAAGACAGUUUUAUGAUGACACCUGUGUCGUUCCAGAGAAGUUUGAUGGUGAUAUCAAACAGGAGCCAGGAAUCUACCGUGAGGGGCCCACCUACCAGCGGCGGGGCUCCCUUCAACUGUGGCAGUUCUUGGUAGCCCUUCUUGAUGAUCCAUCAAACUCUCACUUCAUUGCAUGGACUGGUCGAGGCAUGGAAUUCAAGCUCAUUGAACCAGAAGAGGUGGCACGUCGCUGGGGGAUUCAGAAAAACAGGCCAGCCAUGAACUACGAUAAACUUAGCCGGUCACUUCGCUAUUAUUAUGAGAAAGGAAUCAUGCAAAAGGUCGCUGGAGAGAGAUACGUCUACAAGUUUGUUUGUGAUCCUGAAGCCCUUUUCUCCAUGGCUUUUCCGGACAACCAGCGCCCCUUGCUGAAGACUGACAUGGAGCGUCAUAUCAAUGAGGAGGACACGGUGCCCCUCUCCCACUUUGAUGAGAGCAUGGUCUACAUGCAAGAAGGAGGCUGCUGCAACACCCAUCCUUAUAAUGAAGGCUAUGUGUAUUAACUGCAGUGACACUGAGGAAGCCCUCUCUCUCCCUCUUUUCCUCUGAGCUUCUCCUCUUUCAUGAGACCAGGAGGAAAGCUGAAUCCCCUUCCGUUGGUUUUGUAAAAAAAUAAAUAAAAUUUUAAAAAAUAAUAAAAUAGUACUAUAACGGGGCUUCUCCUGUUGCAUUACUCCUAUGGUCUGCCAUGGACAGUGCACUUUAUUUGGAAGGGGAAGAUUGAAAUCUAAUGAUUUAUUCUGUGUAACAGGAAGAAAAGGGUGGAUCUUUCCCCCCACUCAAGAUUGGGAAGGGAACAUACAGGUUUUAAGUACAAUGACGCUGUAUCAUGUCUGUUUUUGUUUCAUAUUGGCUUAAAGAUAUUGUACACAUUAUCUGGAUAUCCAUAGUACAGUUAAUUCUAGAUCUGAUAACCAUUUGUAUACCAUCUUUGGGAAUUUUCUGCCAUGGACACUUUUUUUGACCACAUUUAACCUGCUUUCUGAGUUUUAGAAAGACAACCAGUGAUAUAAGUUGCCGGAUCUGAUAGAAGCUAGGAGUAGCACUGCACCUUUCAGGUCUUGUUUUAUUUUGUUUUUGAAGGCCAAGUUUUAUUUUUUAUUUUGCACUCAGUCAUUGUUUCGAUUUCUGCAUAUCUCUUUGCUACCCUGUGUCCUUUAAUGGACCAUUACGGAAGGCAUUCACUGUUGACUGAAGAACACAGUUCCUAACUUGAAACUGCAAAUUGCAGGGUUAUAGCUUAGCUUCUUAUGUCUGGUGCCAUCUUGCUAUGCAAGUACAGCACAUCUGAUCUUCCUUAGACCUUUCAAGAUCCGUCUGAGUAUAAUAAUUACAUGUGCUGAACCAUUCUGGAUAUCAUCUCAACAUUAAAUACAGGAUUGUGAUCACGGAGAAGAAGAUAUAUUGCAUCCUUUCAUUUUCUUUGAUACAUAAAUAAAUUAUUUAAUCAAUAGGAAUUAACUGUACUAAGUCACAUAUCUCAUUAUGCUGUUUAGACCACAGCAGGCACUCCUUGAGCAAAAUAUCCAAUACACUAAAUAGGUACUUUAGUAAUUUUUAGACAUGGUACCCAUUAAUAUGCAUUUAAAACUUUUACUGCUGUGUUAUGUUGAUAACAUAUAUACAUACUAGAUAAUGCUAAUGCUUCUGCUGCUGUCUUUUUUUCUGUAAUAUUCUCUUUGCUGAAUUUACUAUGCCCAUUUAUAAGCAAUGCUGUAACUACAGGUAGCAUUUCAGGACAAAAUAGAUGACUUGAACCAUUUAUUGCUUAGAAAAAAUAGCUUGUGUCACAGCUGUGCUAUAAGCAGCUUUUACGUGCAUUGAGAAAUGAAUAGUAAGCUUCAGCUUGCUAAGAGGAACUCUGCAGAACCUUUUAUAACUUUCAGUGAGGCAGAGAUGUAUACAAACCGUCAAAGAGUACAAUGAAUUUGCUAUAUGAUGUUGUAGUGCUGGCACUGAUGCUAUCAAUCAACUUUGUUUUGGACACUAAAUGUAAAUGUGAUCAGAUAUGUUUGGAAGACAAUUUAAAGGGGUUUUAUUUUUUUUUUAAUCAUUUUUAUUUUUUAAUUUUGAGAAGGGUAAUGUGAAAACAAGACACACACCUUAUUCUACAUAUAAAAUUAAGAGAGAGAAAACAUUUUAAAUAUUUAUGAACACCUUUUCUGAAACAUUGGUUUCCUAGUUUGAAAAGGAUGGAAAUGAGGUUUGAGCUGUCCAGUGAAUGUUUUGUUUUUUAAAAAGUGACUUCAUAACAGUUUUUCCUAUUUCUUUCCCGAUGCUAACAACUCUGGAAAGAGGAGGGUGGGAACAGAGUCCAUAAUCAUUAGUCGCAGAAAUAAUGUUUCAUUGUAAAUGACAUGAUAUCAAAGAUGCCUUGAGGUGGUGAUUUACUUUGCACUCAGUGUCAGUCAGGAAACCAGUAGAGCUAUAAAUGAUUUAUUAUGCAAUUCAUUUCAAAUUAACGAAUGUUAGCCACUACAGAGCACACUAGGUAUACAUCUGCUGCACCUAGAAACACAAGACAACUGCAUAGGUGCAUGUCUCUAAAUCCAGGACAUCCUAGUCAUAGAGAAGCCCCAGUGGAAAGCCCUUCAUUUUAUUCCCACCACUAAUCAAUUACACCUAAUAUUCAUUCACCCCGAUUCCAUUCAUUUACUCAGAAGUAAGGCCCACUGAGUUCAAUGAUACUUUCUCCCAAGUAAAUUUGUAUAGUACUGAAGCCUAAUUGGCUAAUAAAAUAAAAACAGCAUUUGUGGAGGCCAAUGGUUUUCAAACUUGGAUCCAAGGAACCUUGGGGCUGCUAAGAAACUGGUCACUCAAAGAGGUCUUAGUUGAUUAAAUUUGCAUAUGGAUAAAAAUGCUGAAGUAAGAAGCAUACUUUGUUUUCAGAUGAUGCACAUGUGAUACAGCAGGCAUCAUCUUAGAAGAGGUAUUCCCACUUGUGCGUCAGAGAGAAGGGAAUGCAUCUGUUGAAAUGUUGCUUGACAUCUGCAGUUUUUAUAAGUGAUUUAAUUGCCUAAUUAAUUUAGGCCACUUCUCAGUCUCCUAAAGGUUGUUUUUAACUUAUUAGUUGAAUAGAGGUUAGAAGCUUAUCAAGGUUCCUCAGUGAGAAAUCACUAAUAGCCAAUGGACUUUCCUAGAGACCACUUGCCUCUGGUGAUUGGCUUCCAGUUCUCAGGCACAAGUGUUCUUCUUUUCACAUGGGCCUGGCCAAAGCUUCUUUGUGAACAGUUGCCCCUGAGAACAUACCUUGGAACCCUGUGUACAACAUACAGAGGUUCUCUGAUGCAUAAGUAAAUGUGGAAAGUGUUCUCUGAAGGUAGAAAAAUUGAAAACUGCUGGUUAUAGACAAAAAAUGAAAAGCAUGGGGAAAAUCCAGAUUCAAAUAACUGUACUUUCCCUUGAAACAGAGCCCUAAUGUGUGUGAUCCACUUUAAUGAAAAGUUGCUUUUGGUUCAUUAGUAUCAGUGUGGAGCAUUUCUUGUUGGGAACAGGUGUAUAUUAGGUGAAUGGGGUGAGAGGGCUUUUUAAAAAGCCUAAAAUUGAUUCAAAUGUCUAAUAUUUUUAAAAAAAUUAUAUAUACUGUAUAAGGUAGUGAUUCACUGUACAAAAUAAACAAUUCACUUACCAUUGAAUGAAAUCCCAGGAAAAAAGUGAUACAAGAAGUUUGUUUUAUGGAAUUUGAUUAACCCUUUUGAGACUGUACCUUAAGAGUUUUAUUUUAAGUUCUGUUUUUAUUCCACAUUUUUCCAGGUAGAUUAAUAAAUCUGGCAGCUGAUUUCUGAAA